AUGUACAGAAAUCACUCUCUUCCUGACAACCCAUUGGCCCAGCUGCACAAGGUCAUUACAGUGAGGAGGACAUCAUCUGGAGAAGCCUCGAUGAGAAGAUUCCUCCAAGUCCUCCUGUUCCUCUGCUCCCUGGGGGAGGAAAACACGGCCCCGGCCUGCAGGCUCCAAAGCUGGGACAUGGAGUCAUUCUCCCAACCCGGGGAUGUUCUUAUUGGGGGAGUGUUUGUCAUCCACUCUGGCUUUCAACUCCAAAGGCCAACUUUCCAGGAGAUGCCCCAGCCAGCUUCAUGCAAGGACUUUCAGAUCCGAUAUUACCGGGAUGUUCUGGGCCUGAUGUUUGCUAUUGAUGAAAUUAAUGCUUCUGCUGAUCUCCUACCCAACAUCACCUUGGGCUUUAGGCUGUUUGACUCUUGCAAUGAGCAGGAGGGGGAAACGAGUGGGCCCUUGGGCACGAUCACCCAGGGGCCCCAUAGGCAGCAGCAGGUGCACAUUGAACACAUGCCUAAUGCCGCAGCUACUUCCUGGAUCCCCCCACACACACACAAGCCCUCCUUACCGGAUCCAGCACCAGGAUGGACUCCUGAUCGUCGUGGGACCCUCCUGCCUCUUCUUCAAUGGACUUCAGCCAGAUAUCAUAAGGAGCCUAUCAGCCACGGAUCAACCCUCUCAGCUCUGAGCAACAAGAUGAACUUUCCCUCGUUCCUCCGCACUGUGCCCAGUAACAUGUUCCAGAACGUGGCUCUCACCCGCCUCAUAGGCCUCCUUGGCUGGACCUACGUAGGGAUGUUGGUUGUGGACAAUGAUGUUGGGGAGCAAGGGGGGCAGAUUAUUCAGGCUGGGAUAGAGAAGUCUGGCAGUUGUGUAGCAUUUCUGGAGAAGAUCCACUUGAGCUACUCCAUGGCUCAGAUACAAAGGGUGGUGAACGUUAUCAAGAGGAGCUCGGUCAAUGUAAUUGUUCUUCACAGCCCUGAGAUCCAUGUAAAGGUUCUACUGGAUUCAUUGUAUGAUGAAGGGCUGACACACAAAAUCUUCAUUUGCUCAGCUUCCUUCGCUCUCAGACUGGGUAUUUUGUCCAGAAAGGCAUGGAAAGUCUUAAAUGGGACGAUUGGAUUGAUUCCUAAUACAGGUGCCAUGCCAGGCUUUGAGCAGUUCCUCAGUUCACUCCACCCAUCGAGAUCCAAUAAAUACCCCUUGAUAAGGACACUCUGGGAGAAAGCUUUCAGCUGCCGAUGGUCGAGGGGAGAGACCCAGGAGAACCAGACAAACCUGACAGGGUUACUAGCACUUUGCACGGGGGAGGAAGACCUGAGAGGGUUGAUCCCUUGGUUAUUUGAGAUGAAUGACCUCAGUUACACGUAUCAUGCCUACCUGGCGGUAUAUGCUUACGCCCAAGCUCUGCACUCACUGCUCAUGUGCCAGGCUCCCACUGACAAUUCCCCCUACAGAAUGUGUGCCAAUGUCAGGGACACGCAACCAUGGCAGGUCCUCAACUAUGUGAAGAAAACCCAUUUCAGCACUAACACAGGGGACCCAAUAUCAUUUAAUGCUGAUGGCGAUAUCCCAGGGGUCUACUAUAUUGUGAAUGUGCAGACUGUGAAUGGCAGUUUUAAUCUGGUGAAAGUGGGGAAGUUUGACCCUGAAGCCAGAAAUGGCAACACGGUCCUUCUUGAUAUCAGAUCCAUAAUGUGGAACGAGGGAUUUACCCAGGUGCCCCCAUCCAUGUGCAGCAGUAGUUGCCACCCAGGUUCCUGGAAAGCCACCCGGAGAGGUCAGCCCAUCUGUUGCUAUGACUGCAUCCCGUGCUCUUUGGGCGAGAUAACCAACACUACAGAUGCAGCCGAAUGUUUUAGAUGCCCCACUGAGCAGUGGUCCAAUGAAGAGCAGAGCAUGUGUAUUCCGAAAGUGAUAGAAUUCCUCUCAUAUCAGGAGCCAUUGGGAAUCUUCCUCACUAUCACAGUCAUCCUCUUCUUCCUCAUAACUCUCUGCAUUCUUUUCAUCUUCAUUAAAUACCAGAGAACCCCAAUAAUCAAGGCCACAAACAGGGAACUGAGUUUCAUCCUUCUGGUGUCCCUCACCCUGUGCUUCCUCUGCUGCCUCAUCUUCAUUGGUUCCCCUUCCCCAAUUACUUGCCCCCUACGACAGACCCUCUUCAUUGUGGUCUUCUCUAUCAGCAUCUCAUCUGUCCUGGCUAAGACCAUCAUGGUGAUUCUGGCAUUCAAAGCCACCAAAGUGGACAGUCCCCUGAGGAAAUGGUUGGGAGCAAAGAUCCCUCGUACGGUGGUGGCACUUUGCACCAUGAUACAGGUUGGCAUUUGUAUCGUUUGGCUUCUUCUCUCUCCACCUUUCCCACAACUGAACCCAGAGAUUGAAAGGCACAAACUGAUAUUUGAAUGUCACGAGGGGCAAAGCCUUUUCUUUUAUGUCACUUUGGGGUUCAUGGGCUUCCUGGCAAUGGUCAGUUUCUUUGCUGCUUUCCUGGCACGGAACCUGCCCGGGAGCUACAAUGAGGCCAAACUCAUCACCUUCAGCAUGUUGGUCUUCUGCAGCGUCUGGGUCUCCUUCAUCCCGGCCCAUCUGAGCACCAAGGGCAAAUAUACUGUAUCCGUACAGAUAUUCGCCAUAUUGGCCUCCAGCGCGGGGCUCCUGGCCUGUAUAUUUGUUCCCAAGUGCUAUAUUAUACUGCUCAGGCCCGACAGGAACAGCCGGCACCAGUUAACUAGCAGGAAAGUAAAUAGGUGGCUUGCCUAA
Messenger RNA from Xenopus laevis (African clawed frog), 2748 nucleotides. RefSeq names its product extracellular calcium-sensing receptor. NCBI's taxonomy places the organism in Eukaryota, Metazoa, Chordata, Amphibia, Anura, Pipidae. The transcript has 9 exons. Bases 1 to 2748 code for a protein of 915 amino acids. The record is from RefSeq and is a predicted model, not a curated record.